Loxodonta africana (African savanna elephant) is the source of this 2662-nucleotide messenger RNA. It is a transcript of the gene HNMT, whose product is annotated as histamine N-methyltransferase. The transcript has 7 exons. NCBI's taxonomy places the organism in Eukaryota, Metazoa, Chordata, Mammalia, Proboscidea, Elephantidae. Bases 143 to 1021 code for a protein of 292 amino acids. Gene Ontology annotation, molecular function: N-methyltransferase activity. The record is from RefSeq and is a predicted model, not a curated record.
ACGUGAUUUCCAAGCAACAGCCAGCCUUUUGGUUAGCAGCUGAGCUCUUAACUACUGCACCACCAAGGCUCCAAGUUCAAAUAUAAAGGCAUGUAAACGCAGGAAACUUUCCUAUAGAAAGCGCAGAGGCAGAAAACCCAAUAUGGCAUCUUCCAUGAGGAGCUUGUCUUCUGACCACAGCAGAUACGUUGAAUCUUUUCGGAGGUUUCUCGACACUUCCACCGAAUACCAGUGCAUGCAGGAAUUUAUGGACAAGAAGCUGCCAGGCAUUCUAGCGAGGAUUGGUGACACAAAAUCAGAAAUUAAGAUUCUAAGCAUAGGCGGAGGUGCAGGUGAAAUUGACCUUCAAAUUCUCUCCAAAGUGCAAACUAAAUAUCCAGGAAUUCAUAUCAACAAUGAAGUUGUUGAACCAAACGCUGAACAAAUUGCCAAGUACAAAGAGCUUGUAGCCAAGACAUCAAACCUUGAGAACAUAAAGUUUGCUUGGCAUAAGGAGACAUCGUCUGAAUAUCAAAAUAGAAUGAUGGAGAAAAAUGAGCUUCAAAAAUGGGACUUUAUUCAUAUGAUUCAGGUGCUGUAUUAUGUAAAAGACAUCCCGGCUACCCUCAAAUUCUUCCAUAGUCUCUUAGCUACCAAUGCUAUGAUCCUAAUUGUUGUUGUGUCAGGAGCCAGCGGUUGGGCUAAGCUGUGGAAAAAGUAUGGCUUCCGCUUACCCAGUGAUGACCUCUGCCUGUAUGUCACGUCAUCCGACCUCACUCAGAUGCUGGACAACUUGGGGAUUAAGUACAAGUGUUACGACCUUCCGUCCACCAUGGAUAUAUCUGACUGUUUUAUCGAUGGCAAUGAAAAUGGAGACUUGCUUUUAGAUUUUUUGACAGAAACCUGCAACUUUAACACAACGGCACCCCCUGCUCUCAAAGCAGAAAUUUUGAAAGAUCUACAAGAGCCUGAAUUCAGUGUAAAGAAAGAGGGAAAGGUUUUUUUUAACAAUAAUCUGAGUUUCAUAGUGGUUGAGGCAUAAGUAUCAAUCAGAAGAGUUUAUUCAAAAAUUGAAUUUUGAAGAAUGCUGAUCAGCCAUUUAUUUCCAUAUUAAAAUUGCAAAUAUAUCCUGUAACAUUGUAAGUAGAGCAUUGUCUCAUAUAUGUGAAAAUCUAGAAAUUUCUUGGACUCCCGUAUGGAAUUGCAUUUGAUACUGCUGGUCUUAUCACUCCUUCAAGUAAAGACAGCACAUGCAGUCUAAAUCGCCAUGGAAGUUGGAAGAAUGAGACAACUGUCACUGGUUUAUUGAUGAUUAAACCCUUUCAUUUGCUGAUUGUACUGGAACCUCCUUGAAUACUAAUAAAGUGUAUGCCUACUGAUACUUUGAAUACUAAGGAAGGAAGUGUAUGUUUAUUAAUUUUCAUCUUUUGUGACGAAGUAUUUGUCUUUGUAUGUCAUUCUGUUUGAUUUCCAUCUUAUUUUUACUGAUCAUUAAAAGUAAGCACUUUUAGCAUAUUACAGAAUUAACCCUUCUCAUGCAUGGCCAUUGCCUACCGUUUUGUUUUCUCUUCUAAGUUUACCUAUGACUUCAUCUUGCUUUGUUUAUUUGAUAUACCAAAAUUUUUCUAUUCUGUUCAGUCAAAUAUUGUUUUUUCCUUUUUUAAUUUCUGAGUUCCUAACAUAUUUUAAAAGGCCUUAGAAAACCAAGAUUUGAAAAUACCAAUAAAUUUAAUCAUAAUAAUUUUAUGGUUUCACUUUAAAGAAAUCUCUGAUAUGCUCAACAUUUAAAAUGAGUACAAAGAAUGAAAUUGAGAACAAGUUUUAUUUUUUCCAAAUUGAUAGCCAAUUGUAUCGACAUUAUUUACUGAAACAAAAUACACUGACUUAAAAUACUCCUUUUAACAUUUACUUAAUUUCUAGAAAAACUUUAUUUUGAUACUCUACAUGGUCCAUUAUGUUGGCCUGUCUAUCUAUUUCUACUUCAAGACCAAGAAUUAUCUUUGGGCAGUAGAACUUCAGGUGAUAAUUGAAAACAUAUUUGAUGUUCUUUAUUUUUUUAAGGUAAUAAAUAUCCAUCAUUCUGAUUAGGGCAGUGGUGGUUCAGAAUUCUUGCCUUCCAUGUAGGAGACCGAGCUUCAACUCCCAGCCAACACACCUCAUGCGCAGCCAUUGCCCAUCUGUCAGGGGAAGCUUGCGUGUUGCUCUGAUCCUGAACAGGUUUCAGUGACACCUCCAGACUAAGACAGACUAGGAAGAAAGGCCUGGCAAUCUAUUUCCAAAAAAACCCAGCCAGUGAAAACCCUGUGGAUCACAUUGGUUGGAUCCAUUGUAUACGGAGCCACCAUGAGUUGGGGGCUAACUUGAAGGCAGCAAACAAUAAUAUUUUUAUAAGAAAAUGUUGUUGUUGUUAGGUGCGGUCAAGGUGAUUUCGAUUCAUAGCAACCCCAUGUGACAGUGUAAAACUGCCCCAUAGGGUUUUCUGUUUUCUGGGCUGUAAUCUUUAUGGGAGCAGAUUGCCAGGUCUUUUCUCUCUUGGAGCCACUGAACUGUUGUGACACCAGGGCUUCUUUUGUAAGAAAGUACAAAAAAAACCCAUUGAGUAGAUUCUGACUCAUAGUGACCCUAUAGGACAGAGUAGAACUACCUCAUAGGGAACUGCUGACCUUUCCAUUAGCAGCCGAGA